Geodia barretti is the source of this 549-nucleotide messenger RNA. Lineage: Eukaryota; Metazoa; Porifera; Demospongiae; Tetractinellida; Geodiidae. The record is from the annotation of a GenBank genome assembly.
AUGGCCAAAAUCGUGGCCGGCGGUCUGCCCGGCGGCUGCGUGGGCGGCCGCGCCGAAAUCAUCGACAUGAUGGCCCACCGGGGAGACCCUGAGUGGGACAACGGGCAGCGCGUAUACCACCCUGGGACUUUCAACGCCAAUCCCCUCAGCGCAGUGGCUGGGAGCGUCUGCCUGGAAAUGAUCGCCUCACAACCGGUCAACCAACGAGCCGAUGCCAUGGCUGCCCGGUUGAAGCAGGGCCUCAAUGACAUCUUCGGCAAGAUGGAAGUGGCCGGCCACGCUCACGGCAUAGCCUCGAUGAUCCACGUGGUGCUGGCCGAUUGCGAUUGCGGUCGGGAACUGUGCACCAUGCCGCACCGGCAGAUCAAGCAGGCUACGGCUUCCCCCGCCGUAACUGCAAUGAAACUGGGCCUGCAAAACCGGGGAAUCGACAUCAUGGGCCGGGACGCGUUCCUGGUGUCGGCAACCCAUAACGAGAACGACGUCGACCAAACCCUGGCGGCGUUCGAGAGCACCUUGGCCGCCCUCCGCGCCGAGAACGCCGUGUAA